This is a messenger RNA of Tremella mesenterica DSM 1558, 1023 nucleotides long. RefSeq lists its product as uncharacterized. The transcript has 9 exons. The record is from RefSeq and is a predicted model, not a curated record. Gene Ontology annotation, molecular function: Rab geranylgeranyltransferase activity. NCBI's taxonomy places the organism in Eukaryota, Fungi, Basidiomycota, Tremellomycetes, Tremellales, Tremellaceae. The coding region runs from base 1 to 1023 and encodes 340 amino acids. Gene Ontology annotation, biological process: protein geranylgeranylation. Gene Ontology annotation, cellular component: Rab-protein geranylgeranyltransferase complex; cytoplasm.
AUGCAUGGUAUCAAACGUUCACGUCUAUCUUCCCAGGCAGAAGUGAUAAGACGGGAGAAAGAAGCGGGAAAAAUCGCGGUGUAUGGUUCUCUGCAAGCUGAGAUCUUGACUUUGAAAAAGAACAAAAUAUAUACCCCGGAUGCGUUGAAAAAGACGACCGAGUUAUUGGACCUCAAUCCCGAAUUCUAUACGAUAUGGAAUUACCGAAGACAUAUCCUUCUUCAUCUGUUCAACUCUGCCAAUCCAGAAGAAAUCGUUUCCCUUCUCACUACCGACCUCCGUCUAACCAUGUCUUACCUCCAAGUCCAUCCAAAGGUGUAUUGGAUAUGGAAUCAUCGUAAAUGGUGUCUGGAAAACGUUCCGGUCGGUCCGGAAGAUACUGAAAGAUGGAGAAACGAAUUCUGGGCCAUGGAAUUGGCUGUGAUUGAGAAAAUGUUAGAUGCGGAUGCUCGGAAUUUUCACGCAUGGGAUUACCGUCGUUACGUUCUCUCUUCCUUACCUGAAUCUUUCAAACCUCCCCGUACAGCAUUAGACGAAUUACGCUAUACCAAGAAAAAAAUCGAAAGUAAUUUUUCAAACUUUUCCGCAUGGCAUCUUCGUACCAAGAUCCUCGGUGGGAUGUGGGAGGGGAUGGAGGGUCAUGUGGUGGAGAAACAGAAAGAUGCUGUGGCGUUGGAUGAUGACCUGGCUGACAUUGACGAAUUUGAACUUGUUCGUCAAGCAUUAUGGACCGAUCCAGGUGAUCAAAGUGGAUGGUUAUAUCAUCGUUGGUUGAUAGGUGAUCAUCCUGAGGAAAGUAGACUGAGGGAAGAAAUCAAUUCGAUUAGAGAAUUGAAUGAAACGGAACCUGAUUCUCGAUGGUGUAUGAACGCUUUGGCGCAAUACGAUAUCCUUCUCUCUUCUUCCACUCGAGGAGAAGAACGAAAUGAAUUACGACAAGAGGCUAGAGGGUUAUUGAGAAGAUUAGGAAAGGUGGACGUCUUUAGAAAACAACGUUAUAGAGAUAUAGCAAAGAAUAUAUAA